This is a messenger RNA of Ipomoea nil (Japanese morning glory), 535 nucleotides long. RefSeq lists its product as uncharacterized. Lineage: Eukaryota; Viridiplantae; Streptophyta; Magnoliopsida; Solanales; Convolvulaceae. Bases 41 to 535 code for a protein of 164 amino acids. The transcript has 4 exons. The record is from RefSeq and is a predicted model, not a curated record.
ACACUUAGGAAAAAUCAUGCGUGAUUGAAAUAUUUGUCCAAUGCAAGUGCAUUCAUGGAAGGAUAUACAGAACACAGAAAAGCAGCACAUGUGGGAAACAGUAAAGGAAUGUUUUGAUAAUCCCAAUAUUGAAUUAUACCGUGAUGAUACCCUAGAGCAUAUAUGUAAUUUGUGGACAAAUUGGAGGUCAGUUUUGAAUGUAAAAUUUGUGAGGCCUUGCAAAAGUAAGAUUGAGGCUUUAAAAAAUGUUCCACCUGAAGUAAAUGUUGAAGAUUGGAAGUGGCUUGUCACUAACAAGUUUAUGACAGAAAAGUUUCAGAAGAUCAGUCAACAAAAUAUUAAGAAUAGGUUUGCAUCAGAUAUGGGAAUGCCUCAUCGCACAAGGAGUAGGCCACGUAGAGAAAUCAUAUAUGAAAAUGGAGGUAAAUAUUCAACACCACCUGACUUGGGAGUAAUUUUCUUAAAGACAAGAUGCAAAAAUGAAAAACUAGAUGGAACAAGAAAAAAAGAAAAAUAUGUAAGUGUCAUUAUUUAG